Molecule: messenger RNA, 541 nt
Organism: Penaeus monodon (black tiger shrimp)
Lineage: Eukaryota; Metazoa; Arthropoda; Malacostraca; Decapoda; Penaeidae
Exons: 3
Coding region: 213-530 (105 amino acids)
Source: RefSeq, a predicted model, not a curated record
AACUCAGAGAAGGGCAAACUUAGGCAAAAGUGAAUCAGAAAGCCUGAGAUUUACAUACAGAUUCUGUUGCUUGUCGGAAUUUUAGUACCAACCACACUUUCACUCGAAUGUGGCUGCAGAGAAGAGUGAUCAUAAACCAUUUCUGAUUGCGCUGCGGAAAAGAAAAACUGUUCUCCAUUUAUCAACUUCAGGCUUCGUUGUGUCUAGAGAGGAUGCAGUCUACUGUGGUUCGCAGUGGAUUUUUGUUCUUCAGGUUUAGCAUACACGAGAAAAAACCUCCCAAUAAGAAUUAUGUCGUGCUCAGCAAAGGGAAGCAGCAAGAUCGCCCCUGCCUGCUUGUCUACGGGGAUGCCAGGCAGUACAUAGCGAAGAACUGCAUGUACAUGAUCCUGGACCUGGACGUGAAGGAGGCGGUGCAGUGGCAAGGGAAGGCGGCGUGGGAACUCCACUCCCUCAAGAUUGUUACCAUCGAAGGCACGUGCGUGUUUUCACUUGGCGACAAAGAGGAGCUGGACGCGUGGCUCAGGUGAGUUUACAUGAG